CAACAUCAAGUUCUGAAAAAAUAAAUGGAAGGCAUCGAACAUUUUUUGUUGUGCAAUUUUGUGUUUGUCCUCAUCAGAGCAAGGAAGUCGUUUGAUUAAAUUAUCAAUCAAAUUAAAAUAUUUGGUCUACGAUUAACCAAAGUAUCAACAUGUCAGUCGUGAUGGAGGUCUGCCGGACGUGUAUGACCGCGAACCAGAAAAAGCGCCCUGGAAAGCUGGUGUCCAUCUUCGCUGAAUUUGAGGGUGCAGUAAUAGCAAACAUUAUCACGGAUUGCACUGCCGUUCAGAUUGCUGAAAACGAUGGCCUACCAGUGGUAAUUUGUUACGAAUGUUUCGAAACUUUAAAAUUGUUGACCGCUUUCAAAAUUACCGCCCGGAACUCCGACAGUAAGCUACGCAUGAUUUGCAAAGAGGAAUCUGUUGAAAGUUAUGAUAAGGCCUACAUUGCUGCGCAAGUUGAAGUGUUGUAUGGGGAAUCGCAGCAUCAAUGUGCUUCGUUCAGUUACGUAUUGCUUUCAAGUUUACAUAACUCUUUUCCAAACUUCGAGACAGUCUACUUCGUAUUCAUCGUCUGA
Messenger RNA from Armigeres subalbatus, 575 nucleotides. RefSeq lists its product as uncharacterized. The coding region runs from base 150 to 575 and encodes 141 amino acids. Lineage: Eukaryota; Metazoa; Arthropoda; Insecta; Diptera; Culicidae. The record is from RefSeq and is a predicted model, not a curated record. Gene Ontology annotation, cellular component: nucleus. Gene Ontology annotation, molecular function: zinc ion binding. The transcript has 2 exons.